Messenger RNA from Ornithodoros turicata, 1468 nucleotides. RefSeq names its product neurofilament medium polypeptide-like. Lineage: Eukaryota; Metazoa; Arthropoda; Arachnida; Ixodida; Argasidae. The record is from RefSeq and is a predicted model, not a curated record. Bases 131 to 1273 code for a protein of 380 amino acids. The transcript has 9 exons.
GCGACGUUGCUGACGUUGAUCUGCUGGUGCUCGCACACAGCAGUUGUGCCAAGACCUCAUUAUUAUUUUAUUUUUUUCUUGCGGCGGCGGCCCAAUUUUCGGACUGCUAACUUCGCACACGACAAGGAGCAUGGACCUUCUUCCAGCCGAGGUCGUGGCUCCCCACUUCGCGGUCCCGAUCGUAGGAGUCAUCCUUUGCGCACUGCUCGUCUUUGCAUUCGGGUUCAAGUCUCCAGCGCAACCACCGAGCUUCAACGUCACCGUCGAAGAAGACGAUCGUCGCAAGCAGUCAUCGAAAAAACGAAAAGCCAAGGAUUUGCAAAAGAGCAAGCCGCUGUUGAAUGGGCACACAGCCACUGCAGCUGUUGCUAAGACCGCCGUUUCGGCAUCGAAACAGAAAGUUGAGAAAGCUAGCUCUCCAAAAUCUAAGACAAAGGAUGCAACUGACAAGGCUGAGGCAAAGGACACCAAAAAGGCACACCCGGACAGGGGGAUAUCCAAGCAGAAAGCGGAACCAGCAGACGACACGACUCAGCCACCCGCAGAGGACGAUGCGGACGGGGGCUGGGUUCAGCAGCUGAGCAAGAAGGACAGGAAAACUCGUCGCAAGGAAGAAGAGAAGACAUCUGCUGAUGCCACGAGUUCUGGCUCCGAGACUAAGGUCGACAGGAACAGAAAAACUGGUGCAGACACUUCAGCCGAAGCUGAGACUCCCGAGAGCAGCCCGUCGAAGCGAAAGAAGAAGAAAGCCACCAAGGAAGAAGUAGAGGUCGUCAAGCAAGCAGCAGCAGCAGCAGGAGUAGUGGUGGUGGAGGUGAAGGUAGAAGAGGAACCUCUUCCAGUUGCAGACCCAGAGGAAAACCCGAAAGAUCAAAGAAACAGACGCAAGAAGGAAAGCCCGGAACCGGAACCGGAACCUGUGAAACCUGUAAAGAAGGAAGCUUCUAAAGAAACGGCAGCAUCGACGGAGGACGGCACCGAAGCCGCUUCAAAAUCAAAGCCCAAGAAAAAGAAGAAGAAGGCAGAAGACGAAAAAGAGAAUGCAGUGGCCACUUGUCGUCUGCCAAAGCCAGAGCCACCAAAGGUCGUGGAAGUGGUGGAAAUUGUAGAAAACGUGGAAAGCAGUCUCGCGGAAGCUCUGCAAGAAGAGGUAAAGGAAGAGACGGAGGCGACGGGGGCGCCCGCCGGUUCUAACGUUGCCUUCGACGAGCUUGGAGAUGCAUGGCAGGAUGCCAAGCCUCAGAAAAAGAAGAAGAAAGCCCGCAGGGAUUAAGGGACGACAGGAAGAAAUGGCCUGCACCCCUGCCGUCAUAACGUUUUUUGUCCCGUUUCGGUACCUUCCAGUCGACCACAUUCAGAGGUAGACCAGAGCUCAGAAGGUGGUGCCACACAAGAGAGACUUUCCUGUACAGUGUAAGCGUUGUGUCCCCAUUGCCAGCCAUAUUGCAUUUAAAAGACAGGAAGGAAA